GCCGUGGAACGUUGAGGCUUCUCUUUUGGAACGUUGAGACACUUUGGAACGUUCGCGGUUUCCUGCGGCGCCAAGGCGGAGGCCCCGAGCCGGUUCUCCGAGGAACGGCGGCUCCAGGAAGACGGGGGUGGUUGUUUUUAAGCCCCCUGCGGGGCUUGGGUGAGCGAUCCGCUCGGUGUCCGCAGUUCGAUGGUUUGUUCCGACCGAAAUGAGCCGCCCGUCCUCCGCCGGACCCAGUGCUAACAAACCUUGCGGCAAGCAGCAGCACACGCCAUCGCCGGCUGCUGCUCCCGCCGCCAACACCGCCGCCGCGGCCGCCACCAUCUCCGCUGCCGGAGCCGGCUCUUCCGCGGUCCCUGCCGCGGCCGCUGUGAUCUCGAGCCCUGGAGCUGGGGAAAGCAGUGGGGGGGCGGUGUCGCCUCAGCACCACGAGCUGACCUCGCUCUUCGAGUGCCCGGUGUGCUUCGACUAUGUGCUGCCCCCGAUCCUGCAGUGCCAAGCCGGGCACUUGGUUUGCAACCAAUGCCGGCAGAAGCUGAGCUGCUGCCCCACAUGCCGGGGAUCCUUGACCCCCAGCAUCAGGAACUUAGCGAUGGAGAAAGUGGCCUCGGCGGUCCUCUUCCCUUGCAAGUAUGCCACCACAGGCUGUUCCCUGACACUCCAUCAUACAGAAAAGCCAGAUCAUGAAGACAUUUGUGAGUAUCGCCCUUACUCCUGCCCAUGUCCAGGAGCAUCAUGCAAAUGGCAGGGCUCCCUGGAAGCUGUGAUGUCUCAUCUAAUGCAUGCUCACAAGAGUAUUACGACUCUUCAAGGAGAAGACAUUGUCUUCCUCGCCACAGACAUUAACUUGCCGGGAGCUGUUGAUUGGGUGAUGAUGCAGUCAUGCUUCGGCCAUCACUUCAUGCUGGUUCUGGAGAAACAGGAGAAGUAUGAGGGCCAUCAACAGUUUUUUGCCAUCGUCUUGCUCAUUGGCACUCGCAAACAAGCAGAGAACUUUGCAUACAGGCUAGAACUGAAUGGCAACAGACGGAGGUUGACAUGGGAAGCAACACCACGAUCCAUCCAUGAUGGGGUGGCAGCAGCUAUCAUGAACAGUGACUGUCUUGUGUUUGACACUGCCAUAGCACAUCUAUUUGCAGAUAACGGGAACCUUGGAAUCAAUGUGACUAUUUCUACAUGUUGUCCGUGAUUUUUUGUGUAACUUGUGAAACCAUGUGGUUUCUCUGGGCAUAGUGCUUUCAUGUUUUGCGGAGUCAUUUCUUUUUUAAAAAAAAUGGUAUUCAACUGUUGCCCUGUCUUUUCCUUCUCAUGCAGAUCAUAAGUACAUGAGGAAGAGCAGGAAUUUGCCACCAGUGCCAUCACAAACCCGUCAUUCACUUUGGAGUGAUGUAUCUGUAGUGUAAUCUAUAUAAAUAUAUACACUCCCUCCAUUAUAUGAAAUCCUGCACAAAUGUUAAUCACUGGGUGGCAAUGCACCCACAUAGGGAGUGUAUCUUCAUAUGUAAUACAAGUCUUACCCUGACAUUUUAAUAAAUUAUAUUCAUUGGGAAUUUUAAAAUAAGAUUUAUCAGAAUAGUUAUUAUAGCAAAAUCAAUGCCCUUUUAAUCCAAAAGGAAAGAGAUAUAUUUUUAAGAGCUUCACUGGCAUUUUUAGAGGGAGAAACAAUAUAAAAAGCAAAGUUUUUAAAAAAAACAUAGGGAAUAAAAGACGGGGACAUCCAUGAGAUGUAGAUCUUCAAUGCCUAAAAAGUCCAUGUACAAGUUUGGAAAAAUGAGGUGCUUAAAUACAGCACUUCUUGUUACAAGCAGGGAACACCUUAUUUAAACAGUUCCAUACAACAGAAACAUGGUACAGCAAAAAUGAUGUCACUAAAUUAUAGCUUCUCUCCUAUAAGGCUGUGCCACUUAAGGAAUUUUUUUUUUUACUGUGAUAAAAUUUUUGAAAAUGUGACCAUUUACCCACAACAUGGAGUCUAUUUCUAUAAUCUCAGUACUUUGGUGGUUCACUAUACUUCAUCUCCAGGAAGGAGCAGCACACUGCUUCAAGCAACUGAUAAAAGUCCUUGACCAUCUUUGUAACAAAAUAUUAAAAGGAAAGAGUAAAUAAAAAGAAUGUGACAGUGUUGGAAUUGCUUUAUUUUUAAGCUUUUAACACAUAGGAAUUUGUGGAUAUAACAUUUUACAGUUUUGCACACGGGAGAAAAAGUUUACUUUAUCAAGUGAGCUUUCUUGCUGUUUUUCUGGCUGGUGAAUUGGUUGAGUUUUUAUCUUUUUAAAAAAUGAAUGUUUUCUAUUAGGAAUGAAGACUUGGAUAUCUGCACAGUGGGCCCGCUUCAUCCACUCAUCUGUCUAUUUCUAUAAGAGUUGAAGAGAGUCUUUGUCAGAGCUGCUUACCUAAGGAUUGCAAAACACACACGCACGCACACACACAUGGCAUACUUCACAUGCACAUUAAUAUUCUAAAAAGUGAUCUAGAAUAACAUAAGGGAAAUAGAUAUGAGGGUGGUCUUCUUUUCUGCUAUUUAAUUUUUUUCUGUUGGCAUAGCCAUAUUUACUCUAGUUUUCUAAAUAAACCUUUUGCAAAAAAAAUAACUUGUGUGGGCUCGUUUACUGAGUAGAAAAAGAACACCUGAGCAUCAACUUUUCAUUCAUAUCGUAGCUGCCAAGGACAAAUAUACCUCAAUGGGACAGCACAUCUUAUGCACUGGCCCAGUAAGCUUUUCCUAGCACAGUGACAGUCAGCAAACAGACGUGGAAUUUAUUCUAGAACUGUAUUCCCAUGAUGUCAGAUGAUCAUGAUAUUAGUGAACCAAGUAUGUCGCAUCACAUAUGAAGUCAUUCUGCAUGACCAUUACUUUCACCACAGAUCCCCAUACUUCUCAUCUAGCUUUCUGACUGAAAAUAUAGGUGUUCAUAAUCCAUACUAGGGAUGAUAAUAGACUGGAGAAGGUUGAAGUUAACUCUUAGAAUUCAGGAAGCCAAAGAGAGCAUAGUUGCUUUGGUUUUAGACUUGUUUGGCUUUUCAGUCUAACAAUAUUCUGUAUAUUGACUUUUAUCAAAUAACAAUGCAAAAAUAAAUGAAGAAAAUUGAGUGUUAUGCAAUAUGAAAGCACCUGGUUUAACUUUUGGUAGUGCUAGGAACUUUUUCUGCCCAGGGAGGGAGGCAGCUAUUUGCAGCUACUCAAAAUCAUACAGAAUAAUUAUUUGGCAUUCUGAAUGUUUUUAUUUAUUUUUUCCUGGUAUGGAGAAAGCCUUUACUUUCUAGAAUUGAAAUACCUCACUUUUGACCUGUUGAAGAUCAAUUGGAAAAUAGCUGUAGAUAUAUUUUGAUUAAUAUUGACUAGGUAUAGAUUUGGCUUUUUUUUUUAUUGUGCAAUCAAAAAUAUUUUUUUGUAUGCAGAAAAAUAUCUGGCCUAAAUACCACCGAAGCUCACUAAUUAAACUUCUGAAUAGUUUUUUUUUACAAAUUAUAUUUUAUUUCUAACUUUUUUAAAAAAAUGCCUUUUCAAGGACUUGCUUACAAUGUUGCCAUCAAACAGGUGUGAAUAUUUAAAAGCACUUUCCUAUUGUUACUAACCCAUUUCCAGUGGUUCUCCAGUGGCCUACUUUCCUUUCAUCUUUGUACUUGCUAUGUCUGACUUACUAGUUCAUAAUUUUCAUCCUUGCCCAAUUUUCAUCACCUAUGAUAUGACUUUUAUACAGCCAAUAGAAAGGCAACAGAUUUGUUUUGAAAUGUCACAAAGAGCUUCUGCUAAAGCCCAAUAAUCCAUUUUAUCCUUAUUGUUAAAAUAGAUUUAACAAGUUAAUUAUCCGUUACUCAUUUGAUAAAAUCAUCUUAAUGAAUGCAUAUGCCGCUUUUACAAAGGGUUGCCUAAUCAUCCAGGUUACAGAUCAAAUGUUAUGGCUUAAUCAACUUUGGCAUCAAACAGUUCUGUGCUGUUUACCUGUUCAACCAAUAAAUCACUUUCAAUAUGACUUGCCAAAUAAUAAUAGUUAUGACCUAUUUGUACUAUCUGGUUUCUAUUUCUGCUUUAGAGAAAUAUAUCCCAAAGAAUUUCAAACAUCAAUAAUUAAUUACUGAUAAGUUACUGAUACCAAUAUAAGAUUUAGACUAAAAGAAGAAAUUAUCUUGAGGUGGUAUCUAAAAUAUCAUUUUUUCAUUUGUAUAAUCCUGAAAACAAUACCUUGAACAUCAUAAAAUAUCAACAUCUACCUAUCCCAGGUCCUUUUAAAGGAUUCAAUAGGUGUACAAGUGCCAAAUCCAGUCUGAACAUCUAACUUACUAUGUGACAAAUCAACAAUACACAUUUUCUAUAAUAUUUUGUAGGGAUCAAAUGUGUACACUUUCUAUAAAUACAUGUAUAUCAGUAGAAAAUUACCAGAAUUUUAAAAUGCUCCUAGAAAACUAUUUUAACAAAACUUCAAAAUCCUUCAGCUCCUACUACCAAAUAUAAAUUUUAGUGUAACAGGAAAAUUUAUUAAAUACACUAGAAUUAUUAUAUUAAUGGUAUUUAUUUAAAUUUUGAUCUGAUCCCAUCCAAUUCUUUGUCUUGAUCACACUCAUUUUCUAGAGUAUAGAAGACAUUGCUUUGAGGUGAAAAAAUAGUCUCAAAUCAAUUGCAUUCAUGGUUUCUUGGUCUAUGUGCAAUCCUAUUCUUAUGUGUUUUAGUGAACAAUUC
Messenger RNA from Thamnophis sirtalis, 4678 nucleotides. RefSeq names its product siah E3 ubiquitin protein ligase 2 (gene SIAH2). The record is from RefSeq and is a predicted model, not a curated record. Lineage: Eukaryota; Metazoa; Chordata; Lepidosauria; Squamata; Natricidae. Gene Ontology annotation, molecular function: ubiquitin protein ligase activity; zinc ion binding; ubiquitin conjugating enzyme binding. Gene Ontology annotation, biological process: proteasome-mediated ubiquitin-dependent protein catabolic process; multicellular organism development. Gene Ontology annotation, cellular component: cytoplasm.